AUGAGUAUCUCGUAUCACGCAAGUAAGGGAAGGGAUCCGAAGCCUCGACCUGUGUCAACGAUCAAAGUUAAAGGUGCCGUUUUGUACGCCAAACAGUCGAAGAUGAAGUGGGCCGGACACGUAAUGCGUAUGAAUGACAACCGAUGGACAACAACAGUUAGUGACUGGAUUCCUCGGGAUAUCAAACGUACUGCAGGGAGACUACCGCCUCGAUGGUCAGAGUUCUUCACAAAGAGCCUUGAAGAAAGAUAUGAUGCUCGACGAGUCCCUAGAGCAGGCAGAACCCACUGGGCUACUCUUGCACGCGACAGGGAAAAAUGGAAGAUUUACUGGCGCCUGCUCGAGUCACUCGACGAUCAACGGGACUACGGGUGA
Molecule: messenger RNA, 375 nt
Organism: Angiostrongylus costaricensis
Lineage: Eukaryota; Metazoa; Nematoda; Chromadorea; Rhabditida; Metastrongylidae
Source: the annotation of a GenBank genome assembly